AUGGCUACCUCUGGAAACAAGAACAUCAACGCCAAAUUGGUAUUACUUGGAGAUGUUGGGGCUGGAAAAUCAAGUCUCGUGCUGCGGUUUGUUAAAGAUCAGUUUGUUGAAUUCCAGGAAUCAACUAUAGGUGCGGCUUUUUUCUCGCAGACAUUGGCUGUGAAUGAUGCAACUGUGAAGUUUGAGAUAUGGGAUACAGCCGGUCAGGAACGAUACCAUAGCUUGGCUCCAAUGUACUACAGGGGUGCAGCUGCUGCAAUUAUUGUCUUUGACAUUACAAACCAAGCGUCAUUUGAGAGGGCGAAGAAAUGGGUUCAGGAAUUGCAGGCACAAGGUAACCCUAAUAUGGUCAUGGCCCUUGCCGGAAACAAAGCUGAUUUAUUAGAUGCAAGGAAGGUGUCUGCAGAGGAGGCAGAGACAUAUGCUCAAGAGAACAGCCUUUUCUUCAUGGAAACCUCAGCGAAGACCGCAACAAAUGUCAAGGACAUCUUUUACGAAAUUGCAAAAAGGCUACCACGUGUACAGCCAACAGAAAACCCAACAGGAAUGGUUCUCCCGAGUGGGCAAGCGGCUACGGCAGUGAAUUCAUCAUGUUGUGCUUAA
Messenger RNA from Arabis nemorensis, 603 nucleotides. Lineage: Eukaryota; Viridiplantae; Streptophyta; Magnoliopsida; Brassicales; Brassicaceae. The record is from the annotation of a GenBank genome assembly.